This is a messenger RNA of Daucus carota subsp. sativus, 1104 nucleotides long. Its product is annotated as AT-hook motif nuclear-localized protein 24. The transcript has a single exon. Gene Ontology annotation, molecular function: minor groove of adenine-thymine-rich DNA binding; DNA-binding transcription factor activity. The record is from RefSeq and is a predicted model, not a curated record. Gene Ontology annotation, cellular component: nucleus. The coding region runs from base 149 to 994 and encodes 281 amino acids. Gene Ontology annotation, biological process: vegetative to reproductive phase transition of meristem. Lineage: Eukaryota; Viridiplantae; Streptophyta; Magnoliopsida; Apiales; Apiaceae.
UCUUGUUUCUUUCUGGUGAAGCUAGGUUGAUGAUUCAUCAAACAUCUACAAAAACCCUACCAAGCCUCUUCCUACUUGAUCCUCAACAGAUAAUGCGUGGUUGAUUAAAAUUAAGUCAUUUUUUAAGAGAUCUCUGAAAAAGAUAGAGAUGGAUCCUUUAACAGCUCAUGCUCAUUCAUUACCAUCUUCUUUUCACCCCAGAGACCUCCAACUACCCCACCACCCUCUUCACUUGCAAAACCACCACACUACUCAACAACCACCAAAUUCCGAAGAGGAACAAAGUGAAGGCAGCUUUAACCAUAACUCAAGGAUUGAUGGCAAAGAAUUGGUGUCCUUGAAUGGAUCAGAAGCUGAAGGGAGCCGAAGACCUCGUGGCAGACCAGCCGGCUCCAAGAACAAGCCCAAGCCGCCGAUGAUAAUCACACGGGACAGCGCAAACGCACUCAGGUCCCACAUUAUGGAAAUCGCGAGCGGUUGUGAUAUUCAGGAAAGCGUAUCCUCUUUCGCAAGUAAAAGACAACGAGGGGUUUGCAUUUUAAGCGGAAAUGGAACCGUUAUGAAUGUUACCCUAAAGCAACCGGCUGCACCAGGUGGAAUUAUUACUUUGCAAGGCAGAUUCGAGAUUCUGUCUCUUUCGGGCUCAUUCUUGCCCCCGCCUGCACCACCGGGUGCAUCGUGUUUGACCAUCCACCUGGCUGGCAGUCAAGGCCAGGUAGUUGGUGGAAGUGUGGCUGGACAGCUUAUAGCGUCCGGCCCUGUAGUUAUUAUGGCAGCCUCUUUCGGAAAUGCAGCCUACGAGAGGCUGCCAUUAGAAGAUAUAGAGACAUCGGUGCCAGGAAUUGGACCCUUGGAGUCCCCUCGGCUUCAGCAGCAGCAGCUGAUGGGAGAUCCAAACGCAUCUCUCUUUCAGGAAUUGCCUCCUAAUCUUCUGAACUCAAUUCAAGUUCCAAGUGAUCAGGCGUAUUGGGGUGGAGCUCGGCCUCCAUAUUGACACCAGAAAAUGAAGAGAAAAGAGUUUGAUGUUUUUACUUUGAUAUCAUCUCCUAGAAUUUCUCCAACUAACUCAUAUUCUCCCUCAGUUUUUUUUCAACUUAGCACAUU